Molecule: messenger RNA, 606 nt
Organism: Australozyma saopauloensis
Lineage: Eukaryota; Fungi; Ascomycota; Pichiomycetes; Serinales; Metschnikowiaceae
Exons: 1
Coding region: 1-606 (201 amino acids)
Source: RefSeq, a predicted model, not a curated record
AUGGUACAGCUGGGAAAAAGAAGAUCGACCAUACUAUCAUCCUUCUCAUCUCGUCGCUCACUAAGGACCAUUGUUACUGGCGAUACACCAUCUGAUCAAAUGAGAACGAUUAAUUCAGACCACUCGAGCCGCCCCAACAUUAGAUCUAGAGUAGUUGCGGCUCCCUCUUCUACUUCAGACUCGUCUCUCGAUUCGCUUACACUGGAAUCGCCUCUUGCAUCCACAUUUAGAAGAUCAGAGACCUUCUCCGCAUAUUCGUCAGCGCCUUCGGAGACGAGUUUUGAUCUGCGGAAAUUUGGUGGCAUCCCCAGGUCCACUCAUUGUGGCAACAUUUCAAGCUAUGUCGGUAGCAAGAACGUACUUCCUCUCGGAAACCGUCAGUCAAUGGCUUUCGAGAUCCAAGAACUUGAGUCACUGUGUUCACAAAUAAGUUCACCCGAUGAGGAUUUGCAAUUGCAUUUAGUCGAGAAUGCUAUCUUCAUGACGUUCUGCCUGAAGGAGGCAGACCGUAUCAAUAAUACCAGCACGCGUUACUGGGACGACUUGGACGCAGAAGAGAUAUUUAAGAACGACACAAUGCAAUCAGAAUCAUUACUGAUCCAUUGA